This is a messenger RNA of Brassica napus (rape), 3304 nucleotides long. Its product is annotated as adenylate isopentenyltransferase 7, mitochondrial. The record is from RefSeq and is a predicted model, not a curated record. The transcript has a single exon. The coding region runs from base 79 to 1674 and encodes 531 amino acids. NCBI's taxonomy places the organism in Eukaryota, Viridiplantae, Streptophyta, Magnoliopsida, Brassicales, Brassicaceae. Gene Ontology annotation, cellular component: mitochondrion. Gene Ontology annotation, biological process: cytokinin biosynthetic process; tRNA modification. Gene Ontology annotation, molecular function: tRNA dimethylallyltransferase activity.
UUAUGUUUUGUGGCUUGUUUAUUUUAUGUCUUUCUUCUGAUUUAUCAUUGAUAAGUUAUAUAUGUCUUUUUUGAUCAGAUGGAUGUUUCCGAAGAUCUAGCAAGUGAUUACCCUCAAAGACUUUACCUUGAAGGGGCUUCUAUUUUUGAAAACAAAAGCAUUAAUACGAAUAGCCAUUUUUCUGAGAUCCCUCGACUUAGACAAGCAAUUGGAAUAGAUGUGUGGGAUAAUCUGAAGACGUAUCCUGUUGGAUUGAUUGCUAAACUGGCUGAGAGCAAAUUGGUGUGGUCUGGUAAGACCGUACAUUAUCUACUUUGUAGACAGCUGCGAGUCUAUAAGAAGGAGAUUUGGUCUCUCGUUGUUGAUCAACCUCUCAGGUUUAGCUUAAUAGAACUUGGUGAGAUCACGGGUUUAAACACAAAUCCACUGCCAGAAGAAAGUUUUGAACCUGAUCAAGAGAAUUACAAAACGUUGUGGGAGUUGUUGAAAGUGCCGCUUGGGUACGGACCCAAGUUUGAUGAACUUAUAGAAGCUUUAACGGAGUGUCCAUUCUGGAGUGCUGAUCAGCGGAAAUGGUAUGGGCUGUUGUUUCUUCAAGCCAUUGGACUUUAUGGCUUGCAUCAUAAUUGUAGAAUACCCUUUGAAAGUGCAAAAAGAGUAUUCGAUGAUGACGCCCUGAUGACUUAUCCUUGGGGUCGGACUGCCUAUGAAUUUCUUGUUGAUUCUAUCAAGUUUUUGCAUCCACAAGGAGGGUCGUACACCCUUAGCGGCUUCAAGGACGUGUUAUUGGUUUGGGCGUAUGAAUCUGUCACAGUGUUCGGAGAGCUUUAUGGUAGAAAAGUGAAUCCAGACGAAAUUCCGCUUUUGCGAUGGGGUGGAAGUCGUACUCGUGCAAGUGGUGAUUUUACAAAUAAAGUAACACCUCAAGAAUGCCGAGGCGUGCCUCACCACUUGCUCGGAGUGUUUGACUCCGAAGCUGGCAACCUAACGGCCACCGACUUCUGCCGCCUUGCGUCACAAGAAAUCUCAACACUCUCGGCUAACAACAAGCUUCCUAUCGUAGCCGGUGGAUCAAACUCAUACAUCGAAGCACUUGCGAAUCAUUCGUCUGGAUUCUUGUUAAACAAGUACCAAUGCUGUUUUAUUUGGGUCGACGUUUCCUUACCGGUUCUUAACUCAUUCGUCUCAAAACGUGUCGAUCGUAUGAUGGAAGCAGGAUUACUCGAGGAAGUAAGAGAAUUACACGAUCCGAAAGCUGAUUAUUCUGUCGGGAUACGACGAGCUAUCGGUGUCCCCGAGCUUCACGAGUACUUAUGCUACGAAUCUCUAGUGGACCGUGGUACACAGAGAAAGAUGCUUGACGCAGCGGUUAAAAAGAUUAAGGAGAACACAGAGAUUCUAGCUUGUCGACAGUUACUUAAGAUUCAACGUCUGAGCAAGAAGUGGAAGUUGUCUAUGCACCGCGUGGACGCAACAGAAGUGUUCUUGAAACGUACCGAGGAAGAAGCAGACGAGGCUUGGGAGAAUCUAGUAGCGAGACAGACCAAGAGAAUAGUUGAUAAGUUCUGUGAUAACCAAGUGAUGAAAAAUGAUGAUGUUGAGCACUGUUUGACCUCCAUUGGAGCGGCGUCUUACGGCGGAGGAAGUGGAAGUAGGGCUCACAAUAUGGUAUGAGAAGGUUUUGUCUUUUGGUCGUGUGAUGCUUUUUGGGGUGUAAAAGUGAGAUUGCUACGUAGCGACCGAGCGAGAUUUUUAUAUUUAUUUAUUAUAACCGAGCGAGAUUGUGGUGGUGACGACGGCGGUCCUCUGAAACUCGUGCUCACCACUCCAAUCUGCCACAAUUCUUCUUCUUCACUGUGCCGAGCUUGGGAUUUCAAGCUUUGUCGUUCUCUGUUCAAACUCAUCAAGACGAUGUGAUCUCACAUCUCUUAUACAUAAAUUAUUAUAUUAUAAGUUGAAGAACAUUGGUGAUUAGCAGAUGAAAAAUCAUCCACGAAAUUUUGUUCACAUUAUAUAAAAAUAGGUCCACAUGAACUCAUAUCCAUAUUUAUAUAUCCACAUUUCUGAGUCCACAAUUCCAAUGACCCGCAGGUCUUUGUUCAUAUUUUCACUAAUCCACAUUUUUGAUUUUUAAAUUUUCUUAUUUGUCUACAUAUUUUGCGUACAUGUCAAUUUUUUUUUUAAAGAUUUCAAAUUUGUAAUAGUAGAAGUAAAUUGUCGUACAUAUUCUUUGUAUUUCUUUGAUUCAUAUAUUCACAAGUUACUCGUCAUCCACAAUUCGUCACAACUUGUCAUCCAUAAUUCGUCAUCCACAACUCUCCAUUUUCCAUAAAGAUAAAUUUGUCAAAAAUACACUUAAGCCCCACCAGAAAGUGCCUCAUAAGUGGAAAGUAACUCUCAAUGUAAAGGAAAGACAAAAAGUGUCUUUAUGUGUAAUCAACUCUACCUUUUAUACACAUAAAAUUCAUUAAGAAUUACAUCUUUUUUAAACUCAUUAUACACAAACAAUAGUUUUAUUAUACACACACCAGUAGGAAACAACUUUAACCACAUUUUUUUAUUCUUUAAAAUCAUAACUACUCAAAAUUACAAUAUAACAAUAUACUACAACAAUAUGACUAUAGCCCAUCGAGACAUAUCAAAUUCGACCACAUGAUAUAUUAUUUUCUAAGAAAUCAGAUUCAUUCAAUAUAUUGACGGAGGUAAUCUUUAUUUAAAUCAGAUUCAUUCAAUAUAUUCCCAAUCACAAUUCAUUCAAUAUAUAACUUACAGAUAAAUGUCGAUGGCUCUGCAAUUCUGGCCCGUUUUGAUCCGUUUUCCAAUAUAUUUUUAACGGAUCAAUAUAUUGAAUCUAGGAAUCUGCAUGAGUAAAGCAUCCUUGACCAUCCAGUCCUGAAUUUAAUCUGUCAUACUAGACAACUGGAAAAAGGCUACCGUUGAACUAGAAAGCUAGUGAGCAUUAUCAACUUACGCCUAAGGCUUAACUAGAAGCAUCGAUCAAUACUAUCUUUUGACAAUCGAUCGAUAUUUGUGAAAGGUUUAUCGAUCGAUAUCCCUAUAGGACCAUCGAUCGACACUUUCUUGUGAUCAAUAUACGACAGUUGAGAUCCAAGUUCUAGUUAGUUAAUCAGUGAAACAUUGCCAUCAUUGAUCACUGUGUCUAAGGGGUUGAGCUCUAAUAUAUCAUGCAUGCAACUGAUACGCAUCUAUAGGAUUAUAAUCUCCAAUACCUGAAUAGAAACCCUGCAUCUAAUACAUUUCCAAUAAGUUACACCCCCAAAUCAUCUUGUUAGUCGAGCAAUAG